UUUUCUCCACAUUCCACCUCUCAUUUCCUAUCUUCCUCUCCAUUCCACUUGAAGCCAUGACCAUUAAAACCCCAUCCUCCCUCUCCUCCUUCCUCUUCCUCUUCCUCCUCCUAUCCUCCUCCGAUCUUGUUUCAUCCUCAAACUCCUCAGCAAUCAACAAUGGCAUCCAAGCGAAGCAUAAGAAAAGCACAAUACAGGCACAAAUACGAGACAGUUUGAGACUGAAGGAGAAGAGAGGCGGCACUGAAAGAAGAUUGAUGAUUGGUUCCAUGGCGCCACAUUGCACGUACAACGAGUGCAGAGGCUGCAGAUUUAAAUGCCAAGCCGAACAAGUUCCUGUGGACACCAAUGAUCCCAUGAACAGUGCGUAUCGGUACCGCUGCGUUUGCCACAGAUGAGAUGAAUCGGAUUAAUGGAAGAUGGAAGGUUGGAGAAGAGAAGGGGUUUUAAUCUAAGUAAGGAAUGGUUUUGUUUAGGAGAUUGCAAAGGUUUUGUUAUGGCCAUGAGAAUUCAUAAAUAUGUAUACCUAUAUGUAUUUAUAUUUGUUUCCAUGGUGCCUGACUGGUUGCAGGCUCAUCUAGAAAA
This is a messenger RNA of Phalaenopsis equestris, 585 nucleotides long. Its product is annotated as EPIDERMAL PATTERNING FACTOR-like protein 9. The coding region runs from base 57 to 398 and encodes 113 amino acids. Gene Ontology annotation, biological process: positive regulation of stomatal complex development. Lineage: Eukaryota; Viridiplantae; Streptophyta; Magnoliopsida; Asparagales; Orchidaceae. The transcript has 3 exons. The record is from RefSeq and is a predicted model, not a curated record.